CCAGCGAUUUGCUGCAAAGACAACAGUUUAAAAGGAACGUUGUAGAAGCCAACCAAUAGACUCCACACUCCUGGACGCCAACAGCCGUUGUCUAUAGCCUACUGUAGCUCGUACGUGAAGUAUUCUAAAAAUGGCCGUUAUGCUGAAACCCUGGACCGUCCUGGUUGCCCUGGUGCUGUGCGUACUGGUGUGUCUCGGAACCUUCGUGGAUGCCUACCCACCCAAACCGGAGAACCCCGGAGAAGACGCGCCUCCCGAAGAGCUGGCCAAAUAUUACACUGCGCUCAGACACUACAUUAACCUCAUCACGAGACAGAGGUAUGGUAAGAGAUCCGCUCAGGAGGGAGUGAUGUCAGACCUGCUGUUUGGAGACAAUUCAGACAGAGACCAGAGAUCAAGAUAUGAUGAAUCUUACAUGUGGUGAUUCUUCUUCCCCAUUGGGCAUUCUCUCCUGGUGUCCACCAAUACCUGGAGAGGCCAACCAGUGCCUCCCACAAUCACUUCACCAUCUACACCUGGACCACAGACCUUAAGAUGACCCUAAAAUCAAUUUCCUCUUUCUCCUUAUCCCUGUCAGGCUUCUCUCUCCCUCACACCAAGUCUCUGCCUCAUUUCUUUCACGUGAAGACAAUUGUACAUAAUUUAUUAUUGAAUAAAGAUAUAGAAUGCAAAAGAUCUAAUUGUUGAUUAAAUCACAUGUGUAACCUUCACUGCUGUAUGUCCUAACAGAGAAUUAUGUUUAAUUGUUGGUACUGUAUAAAUAAUAGUUUGUGUGCGAUUAAAGUUAGAUGGAUGACUAUUA
Messenger RNA from Esox lucius (northern pike), 802 nucleotides. RefSeq names its product peptide YYa (gene pyya). Gene Ontology annotation, biological process: neuropeptide signaling pathway; feeding behavior. The record is from RefSeq and is a predicted model, not a curated record. Lineage: Eukaryota; Metazoa; Chordata; Actinopteri; Esociformes; Esocidae. The transcript has 4 exons. The coding region runs from base 131 to 424 and encodes 97 amino acids. Gene Ontology annotation, molecular function: neuropeptide hormone activity; neuropeptide Y receptor binding. Gene Ontology annotation, cellular component: extracellular region.